Molecule: messenger RNA, 7513 nt
Organism: Phalacrocorax carbo (great cormorant)
Lineage: Eukaryota; Metazoa; Chordata; Aves; Suliformes; Phalacrocoracidae
Source: RefSeq, a predicted model, not a curated record
GCCACCGCCGCCGCCGGUGGAGGGGGUAGUCCGGGGGAGGUGUGCGCGUGCGCGGCGCUCUGGAAGCCGGUUCUGGUAGCGGAGGGGCGGCCUCGGCAUGGCGGAGGCGCGGCCCGGUGCAGGUGCAUCAAAUUUCAAUCCUGAUGCUUCUGAUUCCAUUCCAGGGGAAAGACAACCUACAGAUAUAAACUGGGUAAAUAAAGAUAGGAAAGAAUCUAACAGUAAUCAGAAUAGAAGUAAUUUACCAUUUCCUAGUCUGUCUUCUGAAAGAGGUACAGGUUAUGAAAGCUCUUCCACAAAGCAUCGUGGCUUUUGUAAUCCCGAAAGUCAGUAUGGGAAUUCUGAAGACUUCCACCAAUAUUUUGGUACCAGUAGAAGUUUGAAGAGUCGCAACUUGCAAAGCCAGAGAUGGCACAGAUCAAGAAACGAUAGCAUGUGUACUAGAAGUAAGAUAAAGCAAAGUACUGUUGAUGCUGCUGCAGGUCCAGGAAUUUCAGAUGCUGCAGUAGUACCUGGGAGAAGAGCACCUCCUAGAGGAUACAAUGACUUUCUCUCCUCGGAGAGUGACAGGGAGGUACCUAAUGCAGAUAGCAGAGGAGCAAAGCCAAAGAAAACCCAUCUGAUGCAUGCAUCUGGAAGAGGUUUCAGGGAGAAGGGUAAGCAAGUACAUGACCGGGAAAAGAGAGUGAGCUCUAAACAGAAAGUAGAGCUGUUUGAAAAUGUUCCAGCUUUGGAUAUGACUCAGUCUGACUCUUCAGAAUCAUCUGUUGGAAAGGCAUUCUGUGAUGUACCUGUUGGUAGUGGGGAUGAGCAGAAAGGCUACAAUUAUAUAAACAAAAGAUAUCCUCGGAAGCCUGUGUGGAAUAAACCCCCGGCAGAAAAAGAGUGUCAGAAAAGGCAUGAUUCUCACCGUAAUAAAAAUACAAAAGUAGGUAAGAAGUCUUCUCUUGCAUAUACUCCAAAAGACAAAAAUGAGAGGAAGAAAGAAAACUCUGUUCACAAAAAUGAUGAAAAUUUGACCAGUGAAAUCAGGCACCAAUUGUCUGAUUCUGUCAGAUGUAAUGGAAGAAAGUUCCUGUUAAAGGGGGAUCAGGCACCUGCACUUCAUUUCAGCUGGACCCAGUACUGGAAAAAACAAAGUGAUGUACCAAAAAACAAAGAAACGCAUACAGGGUCAUUGAUUGAACAGCUGACCACAGAGAAGUACGAGUGCAUGGUAUGCUGUGAGGUGGUCCGAAUAGUAGCCCCAGUCUGGAGCUGUCAGAAUUGUUACCAUGUAUUCCACCUGAAUUGCAUUAAGAAGUGGGCGCGGUCACCAGCUUCACAAGCUGAAGAUGGUAAUAGUGGUUGGAGAUGUCCAGCUUGUCAGAAUGCUUCUACACAAGUUCCUAAAACUUACACUUGUUUCUGUGGUAAGGUGCACAAUCCUGAAUGGAAUAGAAAUGAAAUCCCACAUAGCUGUGGGGAACUUUGUGGAAAGAAGAGACAGUGUUUGGACUGUCCGCAUCUUUGUAACAUCCUGUGCCAUCCAGGACCUUGCCCUUCAUGCCCAGCUUUUGUGACAAAAACAUGUGAAUGUGGACAAACAAGUCAUUCAGUCCGCUGUGGCCAAUCAACAAAAAUUCAUUGUUCAAAUGUAUGUGGAAAUACUUUAAACUGUGGUAAGCACAGCUGUACUCAAGUGUGCCAUGCAGGAAAAUGUUCACCUUGCCAAUUAACAGCACAGCAAGUGUGUUACUGCGGAAGUAACUUUAGAGAAGUAUUGUGUGGGACAGAGGAAGAAUUCUCCGAUGGAUUUGGGAAUUUCUCAUGUCAGAAUAUAUGUGGCAAAAAAUUAAAUUGUGGGAGGCACAACUGCACACAAGUAUGCCAUCCUCAGCCUUGCCAGCUUUGUCCACGACUUCCACAAGUAGUGUAUCGCUGUCCCUGUGGUCAGACUCCUCUCAGCAAGUUACUGGAACUAGGAUGUGUUGAACGAAAAAUAUGCACAGAUCCUAUCCCGUCGUGUGGAAAAACAUGUGGCAAACCUCUUUCUUGUGGUAGCUAUGAGUUCGUUCAUACAUGUGAAAGCCUUUGCCAUGAAGGAGACUGUAAACCAUGUUCUCAUACAUCAAAUAUUUAUUGUCGUUGUGGCUUUAAAAAAAAGGAAGUUCCUUGUGCUCUCCUGAGAAAUAAAGCUGCUAUUACAUUCAUGUGUGACAAGCGAUGCAACAAGAAAAGGUCAUGUGGACGGCACAAGUGUAAUGAAGUUUGCUGUGUGGACACAGAACAUAAGUGUUCUUUGGUUUGUGGUCGUAAACUGAACUGUGGGCUUCACAGAUGUGAAGAGCCCUGUCAUCGGGGUAGCUGUCAAACAUGCUGGCAAACAAGUUUUGACGAGUUAACUUGUUAUUGUGGUGAAUCUGUGAUUUACCCCCCUGUUCCUUGUGGCACUCAGCCACCAGAGUGUAAAAAAACAUGCACCAGGCCACAUGACUGUGAUCAUCCAGUGUACCACUCAUGUCAUAGUGAGGAGAAAUGUCCACCCUGUACCUAUCUCACACAGAAAUGGUGUAUGGGCAAGCAUGAACUGCGAAGUAAUAUUCCUUGUCAUCUUACUGACAUUUCCUGCGGACUUCGCUGCAAUCAAAUGUUAAAAUGUGGAAUGCACAAAUGUAAAAGAAUCUGUCAUAAAGGAGAAUGUCUUAUAGAUGAAGAGUGUAAACAGCCAUGUAUUAUUCCAAGGCUAUAUUGUAAUCAUCCAUGUAUGGCUCCAUGUCAUCCUUCUUCACCCUGCCCGACAACAUCCUGCUGUGCAAAGGUUGAUCUUCAAUGUGAAUGUGGAAGAAGAAAGGAAACUAUGAUUUGCUCAGAAGCAUCUAAUACAUAUCAAAGAAUAGCUGCUAUAUCUAUAGCCACUAAGUUAACAGAUCUACAGCUUGGGGAUUCAGUGGAAAUCAGUAGGCUUAUUACGAAAAAAGAAAUGAAGCAGGCCAGGUUGCAAUGUGAUGAAGAAUGUUUAGCUCUUCAGAGGAACAGGCGUCUUGCUGAGGCUCUUGAAAUAGAUGAUAAUUCUGAUCCUUUUAACGUCCGUUCUUCUGGACCAAAGUACAGUGAUCUUUUAAAAGAAGAUGCAAGGAAGGAUUUAAAAUUUGUCAGUGACAUUGAGAAGGAAAUGAGAAUGCUUGUGGAAGCUGUGAAUAAGGGCAAGCAUACAAAGAAGAGCCAUUGUUACCCACCAAUGAACAGAGAUCACCGCAGAAUCAUCCAUGAAUUAGCUCAGGUUUAUGGCAUUGAAAGUGUGAGCUAUGACAACGAACCAAAGCGUAAUGUUGUUAUAACUGCAGUGAAAGGGAAAUCGAUUUGUCCAAGCAAUACCUUAACUUCUGUCCUAGAUAAGGAAAUGCAGAGCAGGCCUCCACCUCCUAUUCCUCAUUACAAACAAACAGAUAAGAGUAGUGCAAACAGUGGUUUAUCCAAACCCUUAAAAGAAGAGCCAAUAAUUGACUACUUUGAUGUCCAGGACUGAAGUGAUCAAUGUAGAAUUACCAUGUAGAAGCUUAGAGGUGAAGAUACUAAGUUAUUCUGUGAGGUGCUUUUUGGUUAUCUGUCAAAUGAUCUGUUGUUCAGCAUAUUAAUGAUUUAACAUCUAAAGUUAGACUGAUUGUGAUACUUUAAGAAGUUACGCAUUUUUACGGUUUACAUAACUGCAUAAUGCCUAACAGUAGUAUAGCUUUUUGACCCUGGGUUUUGUGCAAUUUUUUUAUCUAAUGUGCUGUCAGAAUGGUGUAGAUUUCUUUUGAUGCCUUCAAAGUGAGAGAACUGGUAAUCAAAUAUAUUUGGGGGGGCAAUAAGACCAACAAUAAAUCUCAAAGUUUUAUUUUGACAUAUCUCACACAACUUAAAACAGACCAUAAAUAGUCUGUGUUAAAAAUACUGAUGGGAAUAUUCUUAAAGUGCUUUCAUAUUUUUAUUAAUUCAAUUUUGUGUUGAUGUGGUAAACUUGGGAGGUACUCUUCUACAUGGAAGGAAAUAUAAAAUUUAGUCUAUGAAUAUAUACAGUAAAUGCACAUUAAGAGCACAGACUUCCUUUGGUAUCUGAAGAACUGGGAUUUGGGGAAGGUGGGGAGUUAAGACUUAUUUUGCUUUAUCUCAGAUUUGAUGUGUUAAAAAAAAACAAAACCAAACACACACACACACACACACACACACACACCCCCAAAAAAAACACCCUACCCCAAAAAAAUUAUUAGUACGUAGUUAUUUAAGACCUUGGACAAAAUCAGACUUCAUAUAUUAUUUUGGCAUUCUAUUUGGUUUAAUUUGUAUUUACAUAUGUUAGCUUGAUGGUGGUCUUGAACAAAAUCAGACUUUAUAUAUUAUUUUGGUGUUCUAUUUGAUUUAAUUUGUAUUUACAUAUGUUUGCUUGAUGGACUUUAUGGGGGGGUUGCAUGGUUUUUUGGGGGGUUAUAAUCUUUCUGUGCUGUGCAAGCUUAAGAUGAAUGUGUAAAGUCUGGUUUAAGUAUGUUAUGAAUUUGGAACAAUAUCUGUAAAAUUUGUAAGACCAUCUGUUUAGACUGUUUGGCAAUGGAAGAUCUUUGUUUUAUGGGAAAUGCCAUAAACAAAAUGGGAUGAUGGUUUAAACAGUGAGAGACACCAAAGUGCUCUCACAGGUGAUGAAUUGUUUCCGGAUGAUGAGUUAAGGCAGGUGAGUAGCUCUCUGGGAGAGGAGAUUGUAGGUCUGAUCAGAAGAGGUGGCACAGCUCUGAAUUUGAGUAAUAUCUGUUCACUUGAGGAGAAGGUUUUUUGAAUUGAUAACUUUAAUAACUCUGACACGGAUGCACUCCGCUUCUUGUUCCUUGUGGCUGGCUACAUGUAGCCCUAGAGGUGAGUCUCAUGUACGGCAUCAGAGGCUGCUGCUAAAAGGGGCUUACAUAAUGAAGAAAUAGAUAUAGCAGAAGACUUGUCAUCUGUUGUUUGUUUUUUAGCCAGCUCACUAUGGUGUAGUGUGAGAUUUGUUGUCAAGAAAAUGGAAGGCAGUUAUCCAUGCUUAGAUUCACUUAUAGUUAUCACAUGACCCUGAGCCUUAACUGUGAAGCAUUCUGUGGCUACAUUCCAUCUUGAACAGCUUGCAAAACAAGAAAGAACAAGCAGCAAACUCACAGAUCGUAUCUGUCCCCCAGAAUGUUUUGAAAAUUAAAAUGCAUGCUGUUAUUGCCUAUAUUUUUGUAGGAGCUUAUUAUUUCACAUUUAAAGAAAUGCGCAGUCUUACUUACAUGUUUCUAAACAUCUGCAAUGCAUAUGCUUCAGGAAAACCAGUUACCUGAAGGAUUCUCAACCCUCAAGUGUGUUCAGGCUUUUGAUUUGCAUGUGGUAGUUAAAUUGGUUUUACAUCUUUUGUCUAAUAUUUUGUGUACAGAAAUGAAAAAUAAAUUACUGUAGCUUAUGUUGCCCUUAAUUUCUUAAGCAAAUUGAUGUUUGAUUCUACAAGGUGUACUGCUUUGCUAAGUUCAGCUGAAGGAGUAAGUUGCUCAGCAUCUUUCCAGGAAUGUAUUUCUCCUCAAUGAAGGGACUGAAGUGUAUCUAUUCCAGCGCUUGCAGACAAGUGCCAGCUCAAUGUGGCCAGACAAAGGCUAAUUCUGGUUUUGAAACUCAGAGCUAUGUUAAUAUAGCACUGUUUUCAAGCUAGUAAUACCUGUUAGGGAAAAUGUACGUAGUUAGACUGCAAGGUAGGUUCUGGACAGGAGCUGGCGUACAUGUCCUGUGAGCUGAGGAUAUAAAGUUAGGUGCACAUACACUGGAGCACAUGCAGUCGGUAUACCAUAGGUAGCCCUAAUGUUACAGAAAACCAAAGUGAUAUAAUUGAUAAUAAAUGGAAUAAAGCUGAAACCUAUUAACGUUUCACGUGAAUAUAGCUAAAACUUCAGAUUUGCACCUCUGAUUUGAAGUUUAUAACUUAAAAGGUUUUAAUAGCAUUAUAUUUAGCUCUACUUUUUGGAAUAUUUAUCAGAUUAUGGCUUGAACAUAAAAAUGGGAGCCUUGGUGAGAUGCACUUCAGCAGUCGAGUAUUCUUCUACUGCUUUUAGUAAGAAAACCCAGGUAAUCUUCAGCUUCUCAAGAUGAGACUAAUUAUUGCUGAAUCUGUUCAUACUGAGAAUUCAUAAUGCUCAUCACUAAACCUCUUAACUACAUGAAUGUAAAAACAUCUUGUAGAUCUGUAUGUUUAUACAUCUCUAAAUCAUGGCUGUUGGAGCAUAUCUGUAGUUACGAAGCAAGUCAUAUGUACAGAAACUAUUUAUUUUGAAAUGAAUUUUAAUAACUUGGUUAAAAACAUGAUGCCAUACAUUUAGCCGGGAAAGUAAUACCAAAAAGAAAGUAUUGAUGUCUUUCUUCCCAGAACACAGUUACAUAGCCUUAAGAAGGAACUCAGCAAAGUUUAACAGUGGUGCUCUCCUCUCUGCUCUGGUUUGCUUUUGCUGCAAUGUAUCUGUGACUUUCGUAUGGAAUAGUACUAAAGGCUGUAGUUUUGAUAUCCGUGAUAACUCAUCUUCAUAUUGCACGUGUGCCUCAUUGAAAUAUUUUUCAAAUACCUAUUUUGUAAAUCUGAACUGGCCUUUACACCUUUUACCUAAUAGAAAAAUGAGUCGAUGAAAGAAAUCUUUGCAUCAGUGAAGUCAGUGGCAAAAAUCCUAUGGACGUCACUGGAACCAAGCCUGAAGCUUCAAUAUACUAGUUGUUUUCCACAGCCCUAAGAAUAGUAUUGUUUCUUGUAAAUUUAUUUGAAAAAAGUACUCUGCAAUAAGCAUCUUUUGAAAUAAAUUAUGUGAUGUCAGUUGGAAUUCAUGCAACUUAAUGAAGUGCUUUUACAGUUGUGUAUAAAAUAGGCAGAUACCUUGGCAUUUGGGCUGUGCUAUUACCUAUCUAUGUUUACCACAUUUAAAGUGCUCUGAAUAUUCAGUGCUUGGGUUUAACCUAAAAUUGUGUAAUAUGUGUAAGUAGACUUCAGUACCACUGUUUGUGGCAGUUUUGUACAGUAUCUGCCACAUAAUGAAAUAAGCAAGGUAAAAUUGUUCUAAACUGCUUAUUAAGUUAUUUGUUGAAAGUUUUAUAUUUGACUUGAUUUUUUCAAAUUACUUUCUUUAUAAACCUGAAAUAAAUCUAAGUUGAAAGUUCAGUGCUUUGGAAUUGUUUGCAAGCUUUGUCUUGGUAUUCCGAAGUUGGAAGACUGAGAUAUCAGAGAGAAACAAUAAAUAUUUAAAUGGAAGUUUGGUGAGUCCUUUUCCUCAAAUUUUGAAGGAAGAGGUGGGAUUUCCUGGAUUUGAAGUGAUUUUUAAAUGAAUACUGUAAGGAGAAUGAAGCAAGUAAAGAGGGGCUCCCUAGGAAAUGGAGAGUAAGGAUUAUCUGAUACCUUCUUGGGAUUCAGAAGUACAGGAGAGAUUAUCUCAAUAGAAAUGUACCUUUUGGUUAUCUGAAAAACCCUUUACUAUGUCAGCCUAAAUGCUACUUGGCAAUAAAAUGUAUGAUUUUAACUCAU